Molecule: messenger RNA, 1041 nt
Organism: Pestalotiopsis fici W106-1
Lineage: Eukaryota; Fungi; Ascomycota; Sordariomycetes; Amphisphaeriales; Sporocadaceae
Exons: 2
Coding region: 1-1041 (346 amino acids)
Molecular function (GO): feruloyl esterase activity
Source: RefSeq, a predicted model, not a curated record
AUGUCUCAAAAUAUAUCCUCUUCAGGUUGUUUUAAUACAGACUCGUCAUUCUCAGUGGGCAAAACCAGCAAUGAGACACUCUCUGGUCGAUCAUAUCUGCUUUCGAUACCAGACAACUACUCAACAGACACGCCAGCGCCGCUAAUCCUGUCAUUCCACGGAGGCGGCCAGUCUCCCGAGACGCAGCUCGACCUUGAUCAAUUGACCAACUCUGAUGUCAACGACCAGUACAUUGUCAUCUAUCCAGAGGCCAUCGAUGCGCAAUGGCAAGUCAGCCCCAACAGCACAUCUGACGAUAUCGGAUUCGUGACAGAUAUCCUAGACGAUAUCGAGUCCACGCUAUGCAUCGAUAUUUCGCAGAUUUAUGCCACGGGCAAGUCCCAGGGCGGCGGCAUGGCUGGGCUUUUAGCAUGCGACGAAACUCUGUCAAAUAGAUUCGCUGCCUUUGCACCCGUCUCGGGUGCCUUCUACAUAACAGAUGCCAACGACAACUGCAAGCCCGCCUCGGUCAAGAUCCCAUGUUCGGCGGGCCGGACUGGUAUUCCCAUGCUGGAGUUUCACGGAGGCGAUGAUCCAGUCAUUCCCUACGAUGGCGAUGACAGUAGGCGUGAUUCUUGCCUGCCCGCGAUACCGCACUGGGUUCAAGAAUGGGCAGAGCGGAAUGAUCUUGACUCUACCAACACAUCGACGGACCUCACAAAGUCGGCGACUUUGUACCAGUUUGGCAACGACUCAAACUUGGGUCUUGUUUCGCAUGUCUACGAUGGAAAGAGCAUUGGACAUGUUUGGCCGACGAAGAAACUUUUCGCAAACGACGACGACUCGGCCACGGCAUCAUUCGAUGCGACCCCGAUGAUUCUGGAAUUCUUUGGCAACUACACGCUCGAUAUUCAAACCAAGUCAACGAAUACGACGGGUGGAAAUGGAACGGACGGGACGGACGGGUCAGACGACGACUCUGACUCCUCGGCUGUGGGCCGCAAGGCAACGGCAAUAUGGUGUCUCGUUGGGUUUACCUUACUCCAAUCGCUCAUCAUAUGA